Molecule: messenger RNA, 4899 nt
Organism: Diceros bicornis minor
Lineage: Eukaryota; Metazoa; Chordata; Mammalia; Perissodactyla; Rhinocerotidae
Gene: DGKZ
Product: diacylglycerol kinase zeta
Exons: 31
Coding region: 698-4237 (1179 amino acids)
Biological process (GO): diacylglycerol metabolic process; intracellular signal transduction; regulation of synaptic transmission, glutamatergic
Cellular component (GO): nucleus
Molecular function (GO): protein binding; ATP-dependent diacylglycerol kinase activity
Source: RefSeq, a predicted model, not a curated record
CCUUUUCCUUCCCAAAGCCCCAGUAGAUAGUUGUAUGUCAUAGUUACACAUCCUUCUAGUUGCUGUAUGUGGGACGCGGCCUCAGCAUGGCCGGACAAGCAGUGCGUCGGUGCGCGCCCGGGAUCUGAACCCGGGCCACCAGUAGCAGAGUGCUGCACUUAACCAGGCCAGCCCCCUCCCCUGGGUCCUUUGAUCCCUGAGUCAGAUGUCAGACCCUCUCCAUUUCCGCGUGCGACCCUCAGCCUGACCCAAGACUGGGGCCAAGAGAGUCUGGGGGUCUUAUCAGGACUGAGUUUCUUUUCAGAGAGGCUUGUGUAUGCCUUGGUUUGUGCCAUGUCCCAGGAACAGACACCUAAACCUAACCUGCCCCAUGUUGGUGGCAAAACAAAAUCCCAACGAGGGGGAAAGCCUUGCUCUCGCCCUCAGUCUAACUAGUCCAACUCCAAACUGGAACCCAGGCCUCCUCCCGAAUUCCAGCUUCCUUUUUCUUUUCUUUUCCGUCAGCUUCAGGCAGGGGAGCCAAAGUCCUUUAGAGGCCAGGGCUUUGUGGAUCAUGGUGUCUGGAUAGGGGAAGCCCCCUCCUACCCCUUACUCCUGGCGCAGCCUGACGGUGUAACCAAGGAGAGCGCCGGUGCUUCCCAAAGCGGGAAAUCUGUGCUCCCCUGAGGAUUCUCUUGUACCCUCAAACACCCCAUUGAUGGGGGUCAGAGGCCGUUGUCCCCCACCCUCCCAAGUGUCCCCUCUCUGCUCAAAGGGCAGAGGCUGUGACCGGGCUCCUGGGCACAGGAUGGGCCGUGACCUGGCCCAGCUCCUGAUGCUCCCGGUCUCUGUGCCCAACAGCCACCCGCCUGCCCCUGCCAUGGAGACCUUCUUUAGGAGACACUUCCAGAGGAAGGCGCCAGGCCCUGGAGAGGGGCAGCGGCGGCCCAGCGGCGUGGGGCUGCCCACGGGCAAGGCCCGGCGCCGCUCCCCUGCCGGGCAGGCCUCCUCCUCGCUGGCACAGCGGCGCCGCUCCAGCGCACAGCUCCAGGGCUGCCUCCUGGGCUGCGGGAUGGGGUCCCGGGGCACCAGGCGCCGGCGCUCCAGCACCACACCCCCCGCCUGCAACCCCCGCUUCAUCGUGGAUGAGGUGCCCACCCCACAGCCUGCCACUGUCAGGGCCCAGCUUCUGGGCACACCUCUGCUGUUGGCCAGGCUCAUGGGCAUGAAUGAGGAGGAGGAGGAGGGGGAGAGUGUCCAGGAGGAGGAUGUGACAGUUGCAGCGUUGAGUGUGGCCCAGCCAGGCACCGAGAGACCAGGGCCACCCGCACACCAGGGCGCCCAUCCCCUGCUGCCCGUGCCCCGCUGCCUGCGCCGGCGCCGUGCCUCCUCCCACCUGCUCCCUGCUGACAUGGUGUACGACUCUGCCCUCUGGGGCCUGCACGGUUACUACCGGCGCCUCAGCCAGCAGCGGCCUUUGGGCCAGCACCCUGGCCCUGGGGGCCGAAGAGCCUCAGGCACCCCAGCCAGCCCCGCGAUGCCCGCCCGUGUGCGCCCGCUUUCCCGCAGGCGCCAGGUAGCCCUACGGCGCAAGUCAGCCGGACCCCAGGCCUGGAGCACUCUGCUUGCGAAAGCCAUCACCAAGUCGGGCCUUCAGCACCUGGCACCCCCUCCUCCCACUCCCGGGGCCCCGUGCAGCGAGCCAGAGCGGCAGAUCCGGAGCACUGUGGACUGGAGCGAGUCAGCGACAUAUGGGGAGCACAUCUGGUUCGAGACCAACGUGUCGGGGGACUUCUGCUAUGUUGGGGAGCAGUACUGUGUAGCUAAGAUGCUGCAGAAGUCGGUGUCCCGGAGAAAGUGUGCAGCUUGCAAGAUCGUGGUGCACACCCCCUGCAUUGCACAGCUGGAGAAGAUCAAUUUCCGCUGUAAGCCGUCCUUCCGUGAAUCAGGCUCCAGGAAUGUCCGGGAGCCAACCUUCGUGCGGCACCACUGGGUGCACAGGCGACGCCAGGAUGGCAAGUGUCGGCACUGUGGGAAGGGCUUCCAGCAGAAGUUCGCCUUCCACAGCAAGGAGAUUGUGGCCAUCAGUUGCUCCUGGUGCAAGCAAGCAUACCACAGCAAGGUGUCCUGCUUCAUGCUGCAGCAGAUCGAGGAGCCGUGCUCCCUGGGCGUCCACGCUGCUGUGGUCAUCCCGCCCACCUGGAUCCUCCGGGCCCGCAGGCCCCAGAAUACCCUCAAGGCAAGCAAGAAGAAAAAGAGAGCGUCCUUCAAGAGGAAAUCCAGCAAGAAAGGGCCCGAGGAGGGCCGCUGGAGACCCUUCAUCAUCAGGCCCACCCCGUCCCCCCUCAUGAAGCCCCUGCUGGUGUUUGUGAACCCCAAGAGUGGGGGCAACCAGGGCGCUAAGAUCAUCCAGUCUUUCCUCUGGUAUCUCAAUCCCCGACAAGUCUUUGACCUGAGCCAGGGAGGGCCCAGGGAGGCGCUGGAGAUGUACCGCAAGGUCCACAACCUGCGGAUCCUGGCGUGCGGGGGCGACGGCACGGUCGGCUGGAUCCUCUCCACCCUGGACCAGCUGCGCCUAAAACCGCCACCGCCUGUUGCCAUCCUGCCUCUGGGCACUGGCAACGACCUGGCCCGUACCCUCAACUGGGGCGGGGGCUACACAGACGAGCCAGUGUCCAAGAUCCUCUCCCAUGUAGAGGAGGGCAACGUGGUGCAACUGGACCGCUGGGACCUCCAUGCCGAGCCCAACCCCGAGGCGGGGCCUGAGGAGCGUGACGAGGGCGCCACCGACCGGCUGCCCCUGGACGUUUUCAACAACUACUUCAGCCUGGGCUUUGACGCCCACGUCACCCUGGAGUUUCACGAGUCUCGAGAGGCCAACCCAGAGAAAUUCAACAGCCGCUUUCGGAACAAGAUGUUCUAUGCCGGGACAGCCUUCUCCGACUUCCUGAUGGGCAGCUCCAAGGACUUGGCCAAGCACAUCCGGGUGGUGUGUGACGGAACUGACCUGACCCCUAAGAUUCAGGACCUGAAACCCCAGUGCAUUGUUUUCCUGAACAUCCCCAGGUACUGUGCGGGCACCAUGCCCUGGGGCCACCCUGGGGAGCACCACGACUUCGAGCCGCAGCGGCACGAUGAUGGCUACCUCGAGGUCAUUGGCUUCACCAUGACGUCCCUGGCAGCGCUGCAGGUGGGCGGGCACGGUGAGCGGCUGACGCAGUGCCGUGAGGUGCUGCUCACCACGUCCAAGGCCAUCCCGGUGCAGGUGGACGGCGAGCCCUGCAAACUCGCAGCCUCACGCAUCCACAUCGCCCUGCGCAACCAGGCCACCAUGGUGCAGAAGGCCAAGCGGCGGAGCGCCGCGCCCCUGCAUAGCGACCAGCAGCCGGUGCCUGAGCAGCUGCAGAUCCAGGUGAGCAGAGUCAGCAUGCACGACUACGAGGCCCUGCAUUACGACAAGGAGCAGCUCAAGGAGGCCUCUGUGCCACUGGGCACUGUGGUCGUCCCAGGAGACAGCGACCUGGAGCUUUGCCGCGCGCACAUCGAGAGGCUCCAGCAGGAGCCCGAAGGUGCUGGAGCCAAAUCCCCGACGGGCCAGAAACUGUCCCCUAAGUGGUGCUUCCUCGACGCCACCACUGCCAGCCGCUUCUACAGGAUCGACCGGGCCCAGGAACACCUCAACUACGUGACCGAGAUCGCACAGGACGAGAUUUACAUCCUGGACCCAGAGCUGCUGGGGGCAUCAGCCCGGCCUGACCUCCCAACACCCACUUCCCCUCUCCCCACCUCACCCUGCUCACCCACGCCCCGGUCACUGCCAGGGGAUGCUGCACCCCCUAAAGGUGAAGAGCUGAUUGAGGCCACCAAGAGGAACGACUUCUGUAAGCUCCAGGAGCUGCACCGAGCCGGGGGCGACCUCAUGCACCGGGACGAGCGGAGCCGCACACUCCUGCACCACGCGGUCAGCACGGGCAGCAAGGAAGUGGUCCGCUACCUGCUGGACCACGCACCCCCAGAAAUCCUUGAUGCUGUGGAGGAAAAUGGGGAGACCUGUCUGCACCAGGCGGCAGCUCUGGGCCAGCGCACCAUCUGCCACUACAUCGUGGAGGCCGGGGCCUCUCUCAUGAAGACAGACCAGCAGGGCGACACUCCCAGGCAGCGGGCUGAGAAGGCUCAGGACACCGAGCUGGCCGCCUACCUGGAGAACCGGCAGCACUACCAGAUGAUCCAGCGGGAGGACCAGGAGACGGCUGUGUAGCUGUGGGCCUGCACCAGGGCAGCAGGAGGGAUGGCCCGCCAGAGGCUGAGUCCCUCCCCGCCCACCUCACUGCCACAUUCCAGUCGGACUGCCCCGGGGGGACCCAUGCCCCAGGGAAGGAGCCCCGGGCUGCCCCCUGAGGAGCCGCCCAGACCUAGGGCUGGACUUGGAGGAGCUAAGGGGUCUCACCUGUCCCCCUGAGGCCCCUGCCUGACCAGGAGGCUCACAGGGGAACAGGAAACUGGACUGGGCUGGGCAGGCCUUUGGGGGCUGGGGCUGGCCACUUCAGGGCAGCCCCUCCCUCACUGCAGCGGGUGCCCUCUCUGGAGUUUGGGGGUGGGGGGCAGAGGGGCUUGAGGCACUAUUGGGGAGCCUGCAGGAAGAGGCUUCCUAUGCCCCCUGGGCCUUCAGGGCCCCUCUGAGUCAGGACUGGGGAGGCUGGCCCCGCUCCUGCCCUGACCCCACCCUCCCCAGGGCUUACUCCCGGAAACACGAGCCUGCUGCAUUUGCCUGCCCACUGCCCUGCUUGGCACCUACCCCGUGACCCUCCCCACGUACCCAGUCAUUUGAACGCCGACUGUGUGGCUUGGGGGUUGGGGUGGGGCUCUCACGGUGACAUGUUUACAGCUGGGUGUGACUCAGUAAAGUGGAUUUUUUUCCUU